UUUAGUUUUGAUGGCGAGAGGAGAGGUGCAGUAUGUGAAAAAAGGAAAGAGUAAAAUAAGAUGGACACAAUGGAAGAAACAGUUGUCCUGCAGAAUCUGUUGAUGUGCAUGGUAUGCUUCUACUCUCUCUACUACGUGGUGGUCAGUCUCUGCAUCGGACUGCUCAGGGUUCAUGAGAUCAACAGCUUGUUGGCUCCAUUUGACUACACAACACAACCGUCAUGGCAGAACCCCAAAUACCUCGUUGGUGUAAUUUCCACAGAGGUGACGUAUGUUUUGGGAGGGCUGGUAUUCGCCUGGAUAGUCGAGGAGUGGGUUUGGGACUACGCCAUAACUGUCACUCUGCUGCACAUCGCCAUGACUGUGGCAGUGAUGUCAGACUUCCCUUCAGCUGAGCACUGGUGGAUAGCUCUGGGUUCAGGCCUGGUGAUGAUGAUAUUUGUAGGACAGCUCAUGGCCCACAAACUCUUCAGAAGCAACUUUGUCUAUCCAGCUGAACUACAGAACUUCUAAUGAACUCAAUGA
Anoplopoma fimbria (sablefish) is the source of this 525-nucleotide messenger RNA. RefSeq names its product transmembrane protein 244 (gene tmem244). The record is from RefSeq and is a predicted model, not a curated record. The transcript has 6 exons. NCBI's taxonomy places the organism in Eukaryota, Metazoa, Chordata, Actinopteri, Perciformes, Anoplopomatidae. The coding region runs from base 61 to 513 and encodes 150 amino acids.